AUGCCGUUGCGGAUACGAGACGAGAAACACCCUAUUACCUUGGUUCGUGAAAAGGCUAGGAAAGAAGCCAUGGAGGCCACCGCGAACGAAGAAGGACAGGAUUAUUGUAGGAUUUGCCGUGGCGAGGCCUUCCCCAACCAGCCUUUAUACUAUCCUUGCAAAUGCAGUGGCAGCAUCAAGUUCGUUCAUCAGGAAUGUCUUAUGGAAUGGCUUUCUCAUUCUCAAAAGAAAUACUGUGAACUUUGCAAGACACCCUUUCGCUUCACCAAACUCUACGAUCGGUCCAUGCCCGCCACGUUACCAUUUCCCCUGUUUCUCCGCCGACUUGUUCACCACGGAGUGAAAGGAAUCUCUCGUUGGAUUCGUUAUUUGCUUGUCGGUCUUAUCUGGAUCUGUUGUCUGCCCUGGUGCAUAAGACAAAUAUGGCGAGGACUCUUUUGGCUUGCAGAUGGGAGUUGGCUGGAUCAAAAAGACGUGCAGGUGGCGACCAAGGCUGGCCCAAAUGUCACGGCCACUCUUUCUGCGGCUCAGCACUCCGAAACUCUCGCCAUCAACUUCACCGUUCCUCCGUAUCUCGAACGGAUCACACUGGUAUUUCCUCCCAUGCAGAUCUCCUUGGCCGACAUUGCUCGAAUCUUCUUCAGCCAGGGCUUGAUCGGCAAAAUCUUUCAGCUUAUAUUGUCGAAUUUCCUGCCUCGGUCGCGACAUGGCGGUGGUCCGGCUCACACAUCUAAUACGACGCUGGACUCAUCAUAUCCCAGAAGACCGUCACUACUGUCCGAGGUCCGAUUUUUGGCCCAAUGGUCCAGCUCUCCUCCCGUCAACCAUGCAACCAUUGAUGUGGUUGAAGGUCAACUGAUUUGCGUGCUCCUGGUCACAGCAUUUAUCCUGGUAUUCCUGAUUCGAGAGUGGGUGAUAAACCAACAGCCCGUUGCAAAUAUGCCGGAAGACGAUAUUGCAGAUGCCCCUCCUCCAGUCCCCCAACCCGAAGGUGAGAGACAACGUGCAGCAAGACCACGACACAGACUUCAUCGUCACGGUGUAGAAGCGAACCCCGAAGGCGAAGCGAUGGCUUUGGACCGUGGUCCGCGGCCUAUAGCAGUUCCCAGACUACGCAGAGCCAUGACCGAUGAUGUCACCUUAAAUGGAACAGAAAAUCAGGUCGAUCGGCCGACUCUGCCGGUCCCAUCUCACAGCCUGUCGAAUAAUAGUGACCGAUUGCGAGAACAGGAUGUUGAAGAUGUCAUUGGGGAAAGCAGUGUGAUUGCCGAUGACGUUAAAUCUCGACCAGUCCGGAGACACAGCUUGAGCAAUUCUAUUCUUGUGCAACGAGAGGUCGAAGUGGCCCCGAGUAUUGAUCCUGCUGAUCCGAACGAUUAUGAGAGAUGUCCGGAUUAUUUCCAAAAUGUCUCCACUUCUGCGCUUGAUUCGAGACAAUUUCAUCCACUUGAACCUCAAGAAUUGGAUCAGUCCGCGUCAGGACCAUCAGAUUCGUCUCGGGCACGAGCACCCUUCGCCGCAGCAGCAGAAAGCCCCCGUGAAGAAGACCAAGAUCGAGUUGAUCAAGAUGGGAGUGCGGAUGAAACUGAUUCUGACGGGCCUGCUAUACCAACGCCGAAUUCAAGCGAUGUUGAUCAUGCGUCUCAACCCUCCCAACCAUCUUUGACGGAUGGCGAUCAUGAAUCGUCUGAACAGGCCCCUGUGCGAGCCGAUCAAGCACCGGUUGAAGAACCAUCUCUCUGGGGGAAGAUAUCGGCAUGGCUUUGGUAUACUGAGGAUCAAAGCAACGACCAACCCGGCACCGCCAUGCAAAACGAUGCCGGUGCAGAAGGCCAAGAUGAUGAACAUGUCGUUGAAGACGUCUUCGCUGAAGCUCCAUUUGUACCCAAUCAUAAUCGAGAACGUCAACCGGUUCUUGAAGCACCACCUGCAGACGUUCGUGAACCGAACAAUGCUCCUUUCGGAAUCGACCUCAACGAUCCUAACGCAUUAGAGGAUGCUGAAGAUUUGGACGGUGUCCUUGAGUUACUCGGUAUGGAAGGCCCAAUUUUUGGCAUGGUGCAAAACGUUAUCUUCAGCCUCUUCCUCAUCACCGUCACCCUGUCCGCCAGCAUCUGGUGUCCGUACAUUUGGGGGAAGAUUGCAUUAUUGUUCAUGUCGAACCCCACCGGGAUGUUGGUCAAAGUACCCUUGUAUGUUCUCUCCAAAACCGCGGACAUUGUGGUUGAUAUUCUCUUCUUCGUCGCUGGACUCGCUGGUUUUUUCCUCAAUCAACCCGUCAAGAUCAUUAAAGCCAUCACGUCCCCCCUGUUCCCGGCAUUCAGCAAUGUCCUAGACACGGCCCUGAUUGAGGGACUCACACUCGAUCUCAGCCAAAAGAGUGGUGCCCGCCUUGAAAGAACGUUGUCCGGAGCGGUUCUCAAUAUGAAGCCGGAUGUGCCAACAUUCUCUAUACUGUCCCACCACGCCCUUAAUUCCUUCAAGGGCUCCUUAAACGAAACCCUACAGGGGACAGUCUCGAUCGUUCUCUACGCGCGAGACUCGCUGGCCGCCGAACCUGUCACAUCUCGCACCAUUCUCCUUGGUUUGGGGGAAAUGCUGAAAGCAGUCUCCCAGCUGCCGAAGAUGAUUUCACAAUUGGUGGAACUCGUUCUCGACAUCGUGCACCGUGUGGCCAAAGACCUGACGCCGGCCUCCCCAAAUGGGGAUGGAAUGGACUUGUCAUUGGUCGAGUGGAGCACGGAGGAUCGAAUUCUUACCAUCGUCCUCGGAUAUGCCUUUUUGGCCAUCGCGGGCAUUGUUUUCCUCGAGGUUGCCCGUCUCAUCCUGGGUCUCAAGGAUAACGAGAAAGUCGAAGGCUAUUUUGCCGAUUGUCUGCGACAAGCCGGUGGUGUGAUGAAAGUCAUUGUCAUAAUUGGAAUUGAGAUGCUCGUGUUUCCAUUAUAUUGUGGACUCCUUCUCGACGUCGCAUUACUCCCAUUAUUUGCGAACGCCACCCUGGCCGGCCGCAUCUCCUUCAUGAUCCAAACGCCUUUCACUGGGAUUUUCCUCCACUGGUUUAUCGGAACCUGCUACAUGUUUCAUUUCGCCCUGUUUGUAUCCAUUUGCAGAAAAAUCAUGAGGACCGGAGUUUUGUACUUUAUUCGAGAUCCUGACGAUCCCACAUUUCAUCCCGUACGAGACGUCCUCGAACGAUCUGUCCCGGCCCAAUUGGGAAAAAUUGCAUUCUCGGCGUUGGUCUACGGUGGCCUGGUCAUUGUAUGUCUGGGCGGCGUGGUGUGGUCAUUACAAUGGUUCGGGGGCAUUCUACCGAUACAAUGGGCCACUUCUGAACCGAGGUUGGCGUUUCCGGUGGAUAUCAUUUUCUACAACUUCAUGCUCCCGUUGGUCUUGCGACAGGCUGAGCCGUCCAAGAAAAUCUCGGCCAUGUAUGAAUGGUGGUUCCGCGGAUGUGCCCGAGCUCUGAGAUUGACCGAUUUUCUCUUUGGGGAACGCCGCACGGAUGAAACAUAUAGCCGCCUAAGACGAUAUGGCUGGAUUCCAAGAGACGGAACCGACAUCCUGUACGACGGCAAAUAUGUCCGAGCUCCUGCAUCCGAUUCGGUACGAAUUGCAAAAGGACAAAAUGUGUUCCUAGAGGUGAACGAACAGAAUGAACGAGUGGACGGUCAACCUGAUUCGGAUUAUGGAAUUCACGGUAAAAAGAAUCACCGAUUCACGAAAGUCUAUCUUCCUCCACGUUUUCGAACUCGGAUAGCGACCUUCGUGUUCCUUCUUUGGGUGUUCGCUGCCUCCACCGGAGUGGCGUGCACCAUUGGGCCUCUUGUGGUCGGCCGAAAGGUGACUCGAUUUCUUUCUCAGUCGAAUCUUCCACCCAACGAUUUGUACGCCUUCACCGUCGGCAUCCACGUCUUUGCCGCACUGGGAUAUGCCAUUGCCUAUGCACGCCCCGCUCAAAUCUAUCUCAAAACCAAAAUUCCACAGUGGUUUGGCACUCAGCUCAUUGCUUCAAUCAAGUAUGUUUUGGGGCUCGCUUAUCUGGGAAUCUUCACCACCGUGAUUCUCCCUUUCGUCCUCGCAAUGAUCACCGAGUUGUACAUUCACAUUCCACUGUAUACCUACUUGGAAUUAGGGCAAGAGAAGUCAAAGUCUCCGAAUUCACCUCGGUCUGAUUAUCCUGUGGCCACGAUUUUCAUCCUUCAGUCAUGGACGAUUGGUCUUCUCUAUCUCCGACUCCUCCUCCGGUUGUUUAUGCACCAUGUGGCCCCUGAUUCUCAAGUAGCCACGGCGCUUCGUGCCAUCACUCGGGAUGGAUACCUCAAACCAGACGUCAGACUGGCAAGCCGCGCCUUCGUCCUACCUGCGACCGUGAUCUGUACGGUCCUCCUGGUCACUCCGCUGGCAUAUGCCAAGAUGAUCAUUGUCUUGCUUCGAAUUCACGACCCGGAAAUGAAGAUGCGUCUCUAUCGUAUGGCAUACCCUGGUAUUCUAGGUUUGUUCAUGACAUGGGGAGCAAUUAUACUCAUGCAACAACAGUUGGCAAGUUGGAGAGUCAAGAUCCGCGACGAGGUGUAUCUCAUUGGUGAGCGAUUGCAUAAUUUCCAUGAACCGGGACCAGAAAAGAGUGCAAGACGGAAGGGAAAGGAGACGGCAUUGUGA
Messenger RNA from Rhinocladiella mackenziei CBS 650.93, 4659 nucleotides. RefSeq lists its product as uncharacterized. The record is from RefSeq and is a predicted model, not a curated record. Gene Ontology annotation, molecular function: zinc ion binding. Gene Ontology annotation, cellular component: endoplasmic reticulum membrane. The coding region runs from base 1 to 4659 and encodes 1552 amino acids. The transcript has a single exon. Lineage: Eukaryota; Fungi; Ascomycota; Eurotiomycetes; Chaetothyriales; Herpotrichiellaceae.